AGGCGUUCACUAGAUGAAGUGAUGGCGACUGGGACGCCAGAUUCUCAAGCGCGAUUCGGUCAGUCUGUGAAGGGGCUCCUCACAGAGAAGGUGAACACCUGUGGUACGGACGUCAUCGCGCUCACUAAGCAGGUGUUGAAGGGCUCCCGGAGCUCCGAGCUGCUAGGUCAGGCAGCUCGAAACAUGGUACUACAGGAAGAUGCCAUCUUGCACUCAGAAGAUAGCUUAAGGAAAAUGGCAAUAAUAACAACACAUCUCCAAUACCAGCAAGAAGCUAUUCAGAAGAAGUAAGUAACCCCAAAGUGUUGAGCAGUCUUCUGAUCUACAGGACCAGCUGAAUCAUCUGCUGAAAUAGUGCAGCUUGUAAGAGGGCAAAAGCACUUCUGUGCCGACACUGAGAAGGAAAUCUUUUACUUAACCACUGUGCUAUGGGUUUGACUUUCCAUUUUCUUCUCCAAAAGUUAAGUUAGAACAGAUUUGUGAUGGUGUAUAAUUCCUCCUGAAAGAAGCUAGGUGGUUGAAUUUUGGAAGUACUUCUUGAAGCAGAGUAACCCAUGGUCUUACUGAAUUUUUUAAUUGCUCUGUUUAGUUUGAUGUUAAAGUAAAAUUAAAAGAGGUCUUAGUUUUUCCCCUAGAACUUUCAUAUGUCAAAAGCCACAUCAACUAAAUAUGAUCCUUAAGCAAAUACUGAAUAAUGUUUUAAAUUCAGAAUUAGGGAUUCUAUUGUGAAAACAUAGGACUAAUUAAUAUUCUUUUUUAAAGACUUUUUUCUUUUAAUCAUACAUUCAGAAAUGGUAAUAGGUAAUACCUGUUCCUCCCCUCCCCUCCCCUCCCCUCCCCUCCCCUCCCCUCCCCUCCCCUCUCAGAGGAAAUACUUAUUUUAUUCAUUGUAGCAAAUUCCUGAAUGAAAGGUAGGCAAAUGGUAUCAUAUCUGGCCAGCUGCAGUCUCCUCCCUUGACUUGUAUUCCUAGAGUUUCUUUGUUAUUACUUUUGAUUAAUUGGCGUUGGGUUCAUUUAAAAAUUUUGCUAGUCAUCAGCAAAUUCACUUGUAGAACAUUACUGCCAAAUGCAAAGGCAGUUGAAUUACUGGGAAUGAUUGCAGCAUAGGGUCCUGCCAUGGUGAAAACCUUAUGUUUUCAGAUACUUACCCAUGUUUAUUUAACUCAUCUUACUAAAAGGCAUUGCCUUUGAAUGUCUUUGCUUUGUUUGAAUUUUAAAUGGGACUCUAUCAUGUUCUAGUUAGUUCUUCACUAAGGAAUUGGGAGAAAGCUGACAGGAAACUGGUGUCUUCACUGAAAGAAAAAAAAAGCAAAUAAGAGUCCAAUUUAAUUCAUAUUGUAUAUCGAGCCAGCUAAUCAUAUUAGAUUGUAUUUAUUCCUCAUUUUACCUAUACACAUUAAUUUAAAGUAAAAGAAAGGAAUGAAGGAAUUCAGUUAUGCUAUUCAUUCUGUAAACACUCAUUACAAUUAUUAAAUGUAAAUGGGCUCAGUUCACCUUCAAAAAGAAGGGUCACAAAUUUCCAGCAAAUGUCAUGUUAAGAGUAAAACAUUUGAGGGGUGCCUGGGUGGCUCAGUUGGUUGAGCAUCUGACUCUUGAUUUUGGCUCAGGUUUAAUCUCAUGGUUCAUGGAAUAGAGCCAACACUGUGAGCCUGCUUGGAAUUAUCUGUCUCCCUCUCUCUCUGUCCCUGCCCUGUUCCCUCUCUCUUCCUCAAAAAUAAAUUAAUUAAAAAAAAAGAGUAAGACAUUUGAAGCAUUAUUGGAGGAUGUUACCAACACUGUUUCUAUUCAACAUUUUGCUGGAGGCCGUAUCUAGUGCAGAAAUUAAAAAUAAAUAUGGGGCACCUCGGUGACUCAGUUGGUUAAGCGUCAGACUUCGGCUCAGGCCAUGAUCUUGCGGUGAGUUUGAGCUCCGUGU
Messenger RNA from Prionailurus viverrinus (fishing cat), 1915 nucleotides. It is a transcript of the gene BORCS7, whose product is annotated as BLOC-1 related complex subunit 7. The record is from RefSeq and is a predicted model, not a curated record. Gene Ontology annotation, cellular component: BORC complex. The coding region runs from base 22 to 291 and encodes 89 amino acids. NCBI's taxonomy places the organism in Eukaryota, Metazoa, Chordata, Mammalia, Carnivora, Felidae. The transcript has 5 exons.